AUGAGCAGCGGAGCAGAAAAGGUCUCAUCAUCCUCCACACAAAAUACAUCAUCUUCGGAAAAUACUUCAUCACUCCAACAACAGGAAAAGAUGAAGGAGUUGGUUUUAAAAUUUCUACAACAAAAUGGAUUUCAACGAUCGGUGAAGGCUUUGGAAGAAGAAUUGAACGGUCUUCCUUCUGGACAGAGUUUAGUCACAACAGAUAUUUCGGAAUUUGCUUCUACGUACGAUCUAGGAUCUGCCAAUGGUGAAAGUGAAGUGAUCAACAGUUUUAUCAGCGAUAGACAAGGCGGAAAGGGUUAUUUGCAAGCUUAUCAAUCUCUUACCGACUGGGUUUUUUCAUCACUUGAAAUUUAUAAGAAUGAACUUGUUCAAGUAUUAUAUCCUGUGUUUGUUCACUGCUAUUUGGAGCUUGUAAACAAGGGACAUAUUGAGGAAGCAAGAAAAUUUUUAAACAAGUACAAGAAUCAACAUUCACAUUUCCACUAUGAUGAAAUUUUGACUCUUCAAAGUCUUCAAUCUCCAGAAAUAAUGGCACAAAAUGAGUUUUCUAAAAGAUUAUUGUCUCAUAAGUUUAUCAUCAGACUUAGUGAAGCCAGUUUCCAUUUAUUAAUGAAGUUCUUGCAGGAUUCAUCCGAGCUAAAAUUAUUAUCUAUUUUAAAUCAGUAUGUCAACUUUAAGACAUACAAAGGUCAACCAAGUUUACAGGCACCUGCCAUGAUAGACGGAAUUUUAUUAAUGGAUCACGAUAUCAAAGCUCAGCAGCAAAAGAAAAAACGAAAGGCCACUUCUGACGAGGUGGAGGGAUCUGAGGACGAGGAUCUGACUGAAGAUGACGAGGAUGAGUUAGAAGCAAUAUUUGGAAAAAACAAAAAAAUCAAUUGGGAGGUUGAAAAUAGAGAAAAAGAAGAAGCAUUAGCCUCUGUUGUCACCGUUCCUGAAACCCCAAUCGCUCCUCAACCAAGUAGAAGAGGAAGAAAGAAAAAAGGAUCAACAACAGCUGCACAAACAGAAAUUAAGAAACUAAUAGACAUUGCUAAGGAGCAAGUCCCUAUAUGUCCUUCAGUGUGUUUCUAUACAUUUUUCAAUUGUAGCUCCAAUUUGAAUACUGUUGAAAUUGGUACAAACUUUGAACACAAACCAUCGAAUUACUUUAUUGAGGAUGGAGAUUUUGCUCCCCAAUAUAACCUAAGGAAUGGACCAGUAAUUGCUGCUGGAUUUUCUGAUUCCACAAUUAGAUGUUGGAACUGGCGUAUUCUUAAUGGCACUAUUCCUAACACAAAGUCGUAUGCGAGAAGCUCUGAAAACAUCAAUUCAGAUGAAAACGAAAAUAGAGAAUGUCAAUAUGAAACUCUUGUUGGUCACUCCGGACCAGUGUACUCCUUAUCUUUCAAUUCAGACCAACAAUGGCUACUUUCAGGUAGUGAGGAUUGCACAGCUCGUUUAUGGAGUGUUAACAAUUCUGAAUGUGUGGUUGUUUACAAAGGCCAUCAAUAUGCAGUUUGGAAUGUCUCUUUCAGCCCAACAGAUUAUAUGUUUGCAACAGCAUCUCAUGAUAGAACUGCAAGACUAUGGGUUACAGACCGAGUUACCCCCGUAAGAGUUUUAGCAGGACAUUUGUCUGAUGUAGAAUGUGUAAAAUUCCAUCCAAAUUGUAAUUAUGUUGCUACCGGUUCAAGUGACAAAACUGUUCGUCUUUGGGAUGUUCAAAAUGGAGAAUGCAUGAGAAUGUUUAUUGGACAUCAUGGUUCUAUCAACACACUUGCUUUUUCUCAUGAUGGAAGGUAUUGUGCGUCUGCAGGAGAUGACCAACAGGUGAUUGUGUGGGAUAUCGGCUCUGGUAAAAUAGCCUACAAGUUUAUUGGACACACUGGUUCAAUUUGGUCUCUAGAUUUUAACAGAAACGAUACAUUCCUUGCAUCUGCCUCUUUAGAUUGCACUGUGCGAGUGUGGUCCAUGUUUGACACUAUUGACACUGGAUCUUCUGCAGAAUCGGCUGCGCAAAUCCUGAAAGAAAAGAAAUUAGAGCUGAACAAGCACAAAAUAAUUUCAAAAGAGCCUUACAAAACCUAUUAUACCAAACAAUCACCAGUGUAUUCCCUCAGGUUCACACAACAAGAUUUUGUUGUAGCGAGUGGUGUUUUCAACUUCUAG
Messenger RNA from Naegleria fowleri, 2154 nucleotides. RefSeq lists its product as uncharacterized. Gene Ontology annotation, cellular component: transcription factor TFIID complex. The transcript has 3 exons. The record is from RefSeq and is a predicted model, not a curated record. Gene Ontology annotation, molecular function: RNA polymerase II general transcription initiation factor activity; protein binding. Lineage: Eukaryota; Heterolobosea; Eutetramitea; Acrasida; Naegleriidae. Gene Ontology annotation, biological process: transcription initiation at RNA polymerase II promoter. The coding region runs from base 1 to 2154 and encodes 717 amino acids.